AUGUCAUCUUCUGAUGAAGAUGUAGUUCGCCGUCCAGCACGGGCUACGGCUGCUGAUCAACCUGGGAGUCCUAUCGGCAGCGAUCGCAGUAACACCCCGGCUGUGCGCGACCAGAGCCCAUUUGGAUCUGAUGCAGGAAAUCUGAAUGGUGAUGAUGACGCCGAUCUCUUCGGAUCAGAUGGUUCAGACGGCGGCUUUGGCGACGAUAGUCGGCCCCAGAGAACACUUGAGGACGAGGAGCUCGAUUCAGGAGAUGACAUUGAUCGCUAUGACAGAGCUGGAGAUCGUAUGGACGAAGAUAAUGUGGAAGGGGAUUAUCAGGAGACUGUGAACAUCAUGGAUUUGAGCUUAGGCCGGGCGCCUGAGCCAGUGACUUCGAAUGGCGAGGUCUUCACUAUGCCAGUGCCCAAUUUCCUAUCGUUUGAGACGGAGGAAUUCAGUCCGGAAACAUACGUUGCGCCUCCGUUCUCUACGGCAGCAACAUCGCUCUGCUGGCGCCACGAUCCGAACGACGAGUCCCUCCUUCAGUCGAACGCGAGAAUUAUUCAAUGGGAAGACGGAUCCUUGACCCUACAGUUGGCAUCGGCACCAAAGGAACAGUACAGAAUAUCCACCAAGCCACUGGCCCCCAUCAACAAGGCAGGCGAAUACGACAGCAAACUCGACUCGCAUGUAUAUCUAGGUGCGGCUGCCGAAACCUCAUCCGUCUUCCGAUUGACCUCACACCUUACCCAUGGUCUUACUGUUCUCCCUACUACCGUGGAAACCGAUGAUGCAGUGCAGCGUCUGCAAGAAUCGUUGGCCGCGGCUGCUCGUGGCAGCAAGAAGACAGCAGAUGGAUCCGCGCCAGUUAUCGAGGUGAAGGAGGAUCCUGAGUUGGCCAAAAGACAGGCAGAAAUGGCAGAGCGCGAGAAACUCAAAGCCGCGCGCCGUCGCCAACAGCUGGCGGAUAGGGAACUCGAUCGGGGCCGUCGCAUCGGGUUCUCUCACCGCUCAGGCGGUGCCGGCCUGACCGUCGGUGGGUUGGAGGAUGACGAUGGCCUACUCACCACCAGACCACGGGCGCGCAAGCCGCGCAAGCCCAACCGCCGCGGUGAAAUCUACACCGACGACGAGGAAGAUUACGAUCGCCGCGGACGAACAAGGGAGGAUGAAUACGACGAAGACGAUGGCUUCCUUGUCGGCAGUGACGAAGAGCCUGAGAUCGUCGAUGACGAUGAAGACGAGGACAUCUUGGAAGAUGAUGACAUGGAUGCGGAGGGCGAAGAAGAAGAGGAUGUCCCUGCACGUAAAACAACGAAGGAAAAGCGACCAGUGCCGGAGCCGCACAACUCAGAGACAGCUGCCGGAACACCACCCGUACGAAAGAAGAAUCGUUACAUUGUCGAUGAUGAUGAGGAUGAAUAG
Molecule: messenger RNA, 1407 nt
Organism: Aspergillus clavatus NRRL 1
Lineage: Eukaryota; Fungi; Ascomycota; Eurotiomycetes; Eurotiales; Aspergillaceae
Product: Paf1-complex subunit LEO1
Exons: 3
Coding region: 1-1407 (468 amino acids)
Biological process (GO): transcription elongation by RNA polymerase II; positive regulation of transcription elongation by RNA polymerase II
Cellular component (GO): Cdc73/Paf1 complex; nucleus
Molecular function (GO): RNA polymerase II C-terminal domain phosphoserine binding
Source: RefSeq, a predicted model, not a curated record